CGUGGUUUCAGAUUGAUAGCAAACAGGGAUUACCCGAGAUACAAACCUUGUGCUUGCCCAUUUUUCUCAUUCCAUUUUACGUAAUUGGAAGUUUUACUUGAAAAAAAAAACGAGACGGACCAAUGGAUAAAAAGGAUUCUCAUUGAUACAGGAUAGCAGUGAUGGGCUAAAAGUAGUCGAAAGAUUUUUGCAAGACAACCAUCUGAACCUGACCGACUUUACUGAAGAAUAUUUGACUCCAAAUGUUUUGACGGAUGCAUUGAAACCUGGCGGGAUGGAGAACCAAAUCAAGAGGCCUUAUGUGCCCGAGGCCACCGUACGACUAUUGAUCAAUUACAAUAAGAACCAGAAGACUGUGCUGAGAGUGAACCCGCAGUUGCCCCUUGAGACGCUCCUUCCGUUGGUGUGCGACAAGUGCGACUUGAGACUUGAGACAACUGUCCUUCUGAGGGACCGUCAGUCCAAAGAGUCGCUGGACAUUGCCAAGACUUUAAAUGAGUAUGGACUAAGGGAGGUGUUCGCUCGGGACACCGCUGACAAAAAUCCCUUGCCCAAUCAUUAUCAGGCCUGUACAUAUGAAGGAGUCACUCGCGGUGCUGUUCAUCAUAUGGAUCUGUCCGCGGAGAAAAGGAACCAGAAGGAGAACAGAGUGUUUCUCAGCUUGUGCAGAAGGCUGAAGAAAAAAGCAGAAAUUAAAGAAAUGAUGAAAGUGAAUUCUUCUUCUGGUGUUUCCAAACAAAAGUCUGCUGAUGUGAAGCAGCAGGAUAUUUCUUAUUCAAACACCCUGGCGGGACUUCCACGCCAAAAGAGACGAGCUCCACUUCCCCCCAUGGGUGUGUCCCGCAGUGUUCCCAACAACCUGAGCAAUUUCAGCGGCUCGCAGGUCUGCGAGAUCAACUGCAUCGGACGUAAGGAGGGCCAAAAGGAAGGCUCCGCCUCCUCCCUGUGGCAACAAGCUGCAGGAAGUGCAAUCAGACAUUGCCGCUAAAGAUUCCGCUGAAAAGAAUUGAACAUAAAGCCGGUGUGUUUUCGACUGACAAACAUCAUUCUUGAAGACGACUACAUCUCUUGUGACGAUCAGCAGCGAAUGGCAUCUCUCAUCAUUCUUGCUAGCAUCAAAGUGAUGCUAGCAA
Molecule: messenger RNA, 1133 nt
Organism: Hippocampus zosterae (dwarf seahorse)
Lineage: Eukaryota; Metazoa; Chordata; Actinopteri; Syngnathiformes; Syngnathidae
Product: cordon-bleu protein-like 1
Exons: 7
Coding region: 275-988 (237 amino acids)
Molecular function (GO): actin monomer binding
Source: RefSeq, a predicted model, not a curated record